GGCCACAAGAUGGAGGCAAAGAGUCGAGAGAUAUGAAAGACCUGAUAUGACCUUUUAGAUUAUUUUACAAUAUAUGGUUUAUUUACGUUUUACAAACAUUUGAACAUGCAGUUUUAUUGAUCAUUGUACUAUCACGAUGAAACCCGACGAACACCCAUUUAAUGGUUGGAAUACUCUUGUCUCUUAAAUACACCUUUGAUACGUUUAUAUAUCAAUACAUUUUAUUUGUCACAUGUACGUUAAUCAUAAAAGGUACAAUUCCAGUUAAAUGUAAUCCCGCCAGUCCCUUCAAUUUGUACAUUAUUUUAGUAAUAAAUAUGUGUAUCCAUGUAUAAUGUGAAGACAUUAUUGAUGACACGUUUUUGAUUUUGUUUCUUUUGUGAGACGAACCUAUGCUACCUUUAAUGACCCUCGGAAAUAUUUACAUUCACGAUGGACCUAAAUACAACGCCACAGCAAUCACCAUAGAAAGACCUUUAAAAAUAUUAAUAAUUAAUUUGUUACAACGCUGAUAUAAAGAUGUAAUCUUCGGGGAGGCAGAUAGCGUAUUGCUAUUUGAAUCGUUUAAUAAAACUGUUCGGUACUUUUUUCAAGGGGCAUAGCCUACUUACAUUUUUUUUUGUAAAUUAAACAUGAAGCUACCUGAGAUGGGCUUUCUGUACAAUGGAGCUCCGUGCUGUUUGACUUUAAUACAACGGUCACAAAAAAAUCGAAAUACAUUUUCUAGCAGCAACAACAACACUUCAACACAAAAACUAAGCGAUUAAUUAUAAUAUCUACGUGUGUAUUGUGGGGGAGCAGCUUACGGGAAGCACUAAAGGCAGCAGUCGUUCCGCCCACUGUUAAACCAAAGGCAGUGUUAACGCACAGGGAUGUGCUGAGCCAGUCAACGCUAGCUUAAACUCUGUAUGACUAGUUUUGGUGUUUUUCUUCAAUGUUACGUUAACGAGUAGCUUGCGUAGUAACUAUCUGGUAGCCUUUUAUAUAAGACCAAGGAGAUAUGUUCACAAAGAAGGUCAGUUUCAGUUGUUGUUUUGCUCUCGGCGUGGGUAAAUAGAGUAAGGGCUGCUGUUGUUGUUGUGGCCUGCUAUCUGUUACACGAUAGCCUAGCUAAAUUAGCUGUAGCCUCAGCUGGUUCCUGAAGCUCUCCUUGCAUCGUAUCUUCGAAACGAUAAGGGACAUGGCACACAUUUCCAGCUAACUCACAAGGCCGAGUUGUCACUAUACAGGCAAGUUGUGGUAUUGGCCAGAGAUCAGCAAGUUGUUUCCCAGCUAUGAGAGCCUCUACUCACUGAUUGACAACACACACAAAUGGAGCUGUACUGGUACAUAGUUGUUAUUAUAUUCAUCAUUAUCAAGAUAUUCUUUUAUGUGUGCUGGUACCGGUCAAGACAGAGGCAACUGGCAGCAUAUUUGAGCAACCCACGCAAUGCUCAGAUAGUCAUUGUUGGAGGAAGGGCCUACCUUCAUCAGAUGUGUGAGAGACAGAGUCAAACAUCUGUGUGGCCUAGCUGGUACGGUGUUCAAGAUGACCUGUCAAUAGAGGAGCCCUCCACAGCGCUGCCACCAGCUGCAUCCUUCUCCCACCUGGACAUGCCCCCACCGUAUGAAGCAGUCUCUGGAGAGGAUGACCUGAAGCCCCCUCCAUACAGCGAGUGCGCAAAUGGCGACGACGCCGACGCUCCUCGUCCCUCCCAUCCUCCUCCCCUCAUUUCUGAGGGAGACACCAUUAGCGUAAACGAAGCCCCACCCCCGUACACAUUGUCUCCCCCUACACAAGUCAGUCAGCAAGACGUCCCUGUGAGCCACAGUGAGCCACAGAGCAGGCCCACCUAAUCAAUCCCUGAUGCCAAUUUGCCUUUUCCAUGCACUGCCUUCCUACAUUCAACCUCAGUGAUCGUUGCCAGCCUAACUCUCAUCACAUGAGAGCAGAUGUUUAUUUGGAUGCGAGUGUGUGUGCGUGUGUGUGUGUGUGUGUGUGUGUGAGAAUGCAUGUGUGUUUGGUGGUUUUUAGAUCCAAGUUGUUUUUCUACUUUGUAUUGUGUAAAAAGAAAAAAAAAGUGGUCAUCUGAUGAGUUCGGCAAUAACAGAUGACAUCAGCAAGCCUGUGUGCCUCAGUCAGCACUGCAGAACCUGCCUCCCAGCUAGGAUGAGGAUAAUAUCCUUGACCUCGGAGCUCAAAGGGAAUCAGCGAGAUACAGAUAAGCAGAAAUACAGAUACUUUCUGUUUUAUAAAGUUAUUCCCUGCUGUGGCCACUUCCUUUCACAGAUCUAAACCAAUUGUCUCGUUCUACAAGCAUGAUUGGGGAAAUGAAUAUUAUUUAGUUCCGUCUACUGUUCCAAUCUUUGUGUGUGUCUCUAGACUUUGUUCUAAAUACAGUGACUUAAUAAUGGUGCAUUAUAGACUAUUCAUAGUGUAGACAGUCUAAUUAGAUUUUGUGCAACUUGCUGCAAAAAUGUGCACAUUCAACUUCUGCAAACUGUUAUUACUCUAAAUGCUUCAUUAAAGCUGCACAUGUGUUAUUUGAAGACAAAGUAUGUAGACGGAGAACUAUCUGAUAAUGAAUGCACUAAUUGUCUUAAAUAAUUACCUCAUUAGCAUAACUGGUUAUGUUUAAUAUAUCACGGUGAUUAUAGUGGGACAUUAGGCAAUUCAAGUGCCUAUUACAUCUAUGAAGGGAAGUGAGUGAGGACAAGCGGAACAACUUGGUAAAAUAAAUGAACUCUUUGUGGCAGUAGACGGGAGACUGUUCUCUGCUGACGAGCACCUCUGCUGUGGGGUUCUGUCUGUUGCUGCUUUAAAUUAGCACCUAUAUGCCAGAAAGAAUGAGUGCAAACAGGAUAAACAUGCAUUUUCUUGUGUUUUUUAAAAGUUGUGGAAUUGGACAACAGGUCUCUAGAAAUUGUUGCUUUGUCCCUCAACAUACAAAAACACAUUUUCUAUAGUUGUAGAUUGAGCAGUAUGAUAAUCACGUCAGUUAUGAAUUGUAAUGGUGAGCUUAAGAAGCAGAAAAAAAACAGGGCUGUGAGCUAAGGCCCAACCUAUUUUUGGAGCUAAAGGCUAAAAAAAAUCAUCAACAAAACUCAGUUAUUACUUUUUUUCAUAAUUGUUGCUAAAGACUAACCAAAAAUGUUUUUGUUUUUGUAACAAGAGCAUCUGUUCCUUGUCAUGUUAUUCUGCCACAGGCUGGUAGAGGUCAGCCAACUUUGUGUAUUUCUUGUGUUUAUAUUUUCUGGUAUAGUAUUGCUUUGGGAAGGGUUGUUGUUACUGCUUUUUUUUGUUGCUUUUUUGUAUCACUGCAUUUAAAAGAAUCCGGAAAUGACACUGUAUCAAGAUGCUCCCAAAUGAUCCACCUCCCGUGUUUUGUUUCAGCAACAAUAUAAUCUGUGUACAGUUUCUGAACAUUAGGAAAAAAACACAAGAAAGAAAAACAAAAUGAAUGCUGUAUAAAUGUAUUUGGGGCCUUUGGGGAAAGUAUAUAAAAGGGGAUCUUUGAGAAUUUGAAAUGUGUUUUAAUGAUGAUUCUUCGUAUUGUGAUGACAAAUCGUGGGGGAUUGCUGAAUGACGCCUUUAAAAUAAAAUCUCUCCUGUGAUUUCAAAAUCUGAAGCAUGCAACAGAAGGUACAAAUCUGAAUGUAACUUUGAACUCUGUUGACAUCACUAACAGCAGCAGCAUGGAGGCGAUUGAACACCUAAACCAUAGUGUUAAAGGCUCCCACUGUAAUGUACGUCCUGUUUGUUCACUUCAUGUUCAUUCCCAUGGUGGUUGAUGUAUCAGAUCUCCACUCAGUAGCGUUGUGAGUUAAGGGGAAUUGACUUUUGUGUUUUGAUUCGGGAGAAAUCCGUCUUCUGUAUUAAACUGUUGUUCAUAA
Centropristis striata (black sea bass) is the source of this 3873-nucleotide messenger RNA. RefSeq lists its product as uncharacterized. Bases 1312 to 1836 code for a protein of 174 amino acids. The record is from RefSeq and is a predicted model, not a curated record. NCBI's taxonomy places the organism in Eukaryota, Metazoa, Chordata, Actinopteri, Perciformes, Serranidae. The transcript is spliced from 5 exons.